CCUGCACGCGUUGGCGCCAAAACGAACCAUCUGGGUCCGUCCCCUGCCGGAACUAUGCCUCACGUAAGCCACGUAAUCAAUGAUCCUGCGCCUCGCUAAGUAGUCCCCGUUCAGGAUGCCCUCGGCACACGCUUUUCGAGCUCAAGAGGUCCUCAGUAGGAAGAAAUCGGCCUCGGAGCUACCUGGAUACCGUGGUUCCUAUGCAUAAAGAUGUCUCUGGUGGAUCUGGGGAAGAGGCUGCUAGAAGCUGCAAGGAAAGGCCAAGAUGAUGAAGUGAGGACACUGAUGGCGAACGGGGCCCCGUUCACCACAGACUGGCUUGGAACAUCACCUCUUCACCUUGCAGCCCAGUAUGGUCAUUAUUCCACAGCAGAAGUGCUCCUUCGAGCAGGCGUUAGCAGGGAUGCCCGGACCAAAGUGGACAGGACCCCUUUACAUAUGGCUGCAGCUGAUGGACAUGCACACAUCGUGGAGCUGCUUGUUAGGAGUGGUGCGGAUGUGAAUGCCAAGGACAUGCUGAAGAUGACGGCCUUGCACUGGGCCACAGAGCACCACCACCGAGACGUUGUUGAAUUACUUAUCAAAUAUGGAGCCGAUGUCCACGCUUUUAGCAAAUUUGAUAAGUCUGCCUUUGACAUAGCACUGGAGAAAAACAAUCCUGAGAUUCUUGUCAUCCUUCAGGAAGCAAUGCAGAAUCAGGUGGCCAUCACCCCCGAGAGAGCCAACCCAGUGACUAACCCUGUGACUGUGACUGCUCCCUUCAUCUUCACCUCUGGAGAUGUCGUCAACCUCGCUAGCUUUGUUUCUUCAGCCAACACCAAAGCAACCUCAGCUAAUUUAGAGGAAAUCGAAGAAGGAAAUUCACUUGACUCCUCGAUCCAGCAAGUGGUGGGGAGUGGAGGCCAGAGGGUCAUCACCAUAGUGACUGAUGGAGUCCCUCUGGGUAAUAUUCAAACCUCCAUCCCUACUGGAGGCAUUGGCCAGCCCUUCAUUGUAACUAUGCAAGACGGACAGCAAGUUCUGACUGUGCCUGCUGGUCAGGUUGCAGAGGAGACAAUAAUUGAAGAGGAAGAAGAAGAAGAAGAAGAGAAGUUGCCACUGGCCAAGAGACCAAGGAUGGCAGAGAUGACCGACAGUGUUGAGGAAAGCAAGGAAGGCAGUGAGCGAGAGUUACUGCAGCAGCAGCUCCAGGAGGCCAACCGAAGAGCCCAGGAAUACAGACACCAGCUUCUCAAGAAAGAGCAGGAGGCAGAGCAGUACCGACUCAAGCUGGAGGCUAUGGCCCGGCAGCAGCAGCAACCCAACGGAGUGGAUUUCACCGUGGUGGAGGAGGUAGCGGAGGUGGAUGCUGUAGUAGUGACAGAAGGGGAAGUGGAAGAGAGAGCGGCGGAAGUGAUGAAGUCGGGAAGGACCGCAGAGCCUCACACUAGUGUUUCCAUAGAAACGGUUCCAUCCUAACACGCCAAGGCCACAACUUACACUCGUUCAUCUUAUCCUUUUUAAGAAGAAAAGACAGAGGGCAAGCAUUGUGUACCAAUUAAGACUGCCCUUAAGAAGGUAACAAUAGCAGGGCCCAGUGCCUGGGCCCAGGAAGGCUGUGUGUGCAGCUGGAAAACUAAAUUCAGAGCCACCUUAGGGAUCUAAGGGACCAAAGGACCAGGACCAAAACUCUCAAGUCACAUCAUUGCUUUAAACAGAGUACUGGGCAUUGCGGGUUGAUUUUUUUUUUUAAAUGCUUAACUUUAUAUCAAAAGAUUUUAAAAUAAUACUUGUAAUACAUAUACACCAAGAGCCUUUAAUAAUUAUAACUGAGAUUUUCAAGUGACCUGAAAUUUGCCUUAGAU
Peromyscus eremicus (cactus mouse) is the source of this 1844-nucleotide messenger RNA. RefSeq names its product GA binding protein transcription factor subunit beta 2 (gene Gabpb2). The record is from RefSeq and is a predicted model, not a curated record. The coding region runs from base 211 to 1458 and encodes 415 amino acids. NCBI's taxonomy places the organism in Eukaryota, Metazoa, Chordata, Mammalia, Rodentia, Cricetidae. Gene Ontology annotation, cellular component: nucleus. The transcript is spliced from 8 exons. Gene Ontology annotation, molecular function: protein binding; transcription cis-regulatory region binding. Gene Ontology annotation, biological process: positive regulation of transcription by RNA polymerase II.